AUGGACCGUCGCGCUACCUUCGCUUCCCGGAGCUUCGCCGCCCCGAGCAUCCGCAUCAACAUCCCCGACCAGCUGCCCACGUUGUUCGAGCCGCAGAAGGCCAUGCCGAAGCCGAACCCGCGCUCCGGCACCACCGCCGACGCACCACCGUCGCCGGAGCGCCGCCUCACCGUGCUGGCCCUGCAGCUGGCCGUGCUCGAGAAGGCGGCGAGCCGGCUGGGCACGCUGGCCUUCAUAUGGGCCACCGUCGUGCUGCUCGCCGGCUUCGCCAUCACCCUCAGCCCAACUGACUUCUGGUGUAUCACGGGCCUUCUCCUCAUCGAGGGCACCCGCAUCUUGGGACGCAGCCACGAGCUGGAGUGGCAGCACCACCAGGCCAGCCGGACCCGCCCCGCCUCCCACGCCGCCGUCCGCGCCUUCUUCUGGAUGCAGCUGCUCUCGGCGUCGGCGUGCGUCUCCCUCUCCCUCGUCCGCCUCAUCCACCAGCACUACGGCGGCACCGAGGACGCCCGCACCAAUCGUGCCGCAGCGCUCAACAUCUUCUACAGCCUCGCGCUCGCAGAGGCGCUGCUCUUCCUCAUCGAGAAAGCGCUCUGGCAGUGGAAGGUGAGCCACCACCGCCUCCUCGAGCGCGUCGCCGACGACUGCAACCUCGCCAGCGCCUGCGGCCAGGUCGCCGUCCGCUGCUUCUUCUACGACUCUUACAUGCGCUGCCUCAACGGCAGCAGCUUCGAUGGUCUCCACAUGACUCUCGUCUCCUACGCCGACGACCUCAUCACCGUGGGCUCGCACGACGAGCAGAGCCUCGGCGCCAGCAUUCUCGUCGCGCUCGCCGAGUCCGACCGUUUCGCCGACGCCACGCUGCGCAGGAUCUGUGUUUCCGCGCCCACCAUCGAGCGCCUCAUCGAGAUGCUCAGCUGGAAGGGGGCCUCGGAGCGGGACGUCCGGCGCUCGGCCGCCGUGGUCGUGUCCAUGCUCACCGAGAGGAAGCUCAUCCUGCUACGAGUCACCGGCAUCCCCGGUGCCAUCGAGUCCGUCGCGUCGCUGCUCUACGCCGACCUCGACGAGCUCAACAUCCUCGGUCUCUCCAUCCUCAACAAGCUGGCGCACGACCACGACAACUGCGACAAGAUCGGCAAGACCAGGGGCCUCCUCGACAAGAUCAUCUCCUACUCCAGCAUCGACCAUGCGCUGGCGGCGUCGACGCCCAGGGACAUGAGGAUCAAGGCGGUGAAGCAGUCGCUGCGCGUGGUGAAGAGGCUGGCCAGCACGACGGGGAACACCGGGAAGCUGCUCCGACGGGAGCUCACCGACAUCGUCUUCACCGUGAGCAACGUCAGGGAGGUCCUGCAGCGGCGCGAUAAGAAUGUCCAGUUGGAGCUGCACCAGAUGGCCAUCGAGAUACUCACGAGUCUUGCCAUGGACGAUGUGGCCAGGGAGAUAAUCGGCGAGACGGGGGGCGUGGUCAGCGUGCUGGUCGCCAUGUUCUUGCCGGCGGGGUUUACCACGAAGGAGUGUCGAACGACGGACGCUGUCCGAGUGGAGGCCGGCGAGGCGCUCGCCAUGCUGGCUAUCGAGAACAAGAAGAACUGCGGGGAGAUCAUAAUGGCUCUCGGCGGAGGGGUCUGGCGGCUCGUCGACGCGCUGAAGGACCCCAUCAUCAUAGUCAGCGCCGCAAGGAUCAUGCGCAACUUAUGCUCCUACGCCGGUGACGAGUGGCAGAUCCCGCUGAGAGGGGUCACCGCCGGCGCCGCCAAGGUACUUAGGUCCAUCACGGUGGAGAAGGCCAAGAUCCUCAGCAUCUUCAUCGGGCUGGCGGCGCAGAUGCUCCCGUACAUGGAGCCCGGGGAACUCCACGCGAGGCUCGCCGCGGCGAGGGUAGUGGACACGGUGCUGGCAAGGACGCUCGUGCAGGUGCUGCGGGAGUACAGCCGCCCGUCCAUGGAUGUACCCCGGAUCCGGCGGUACACCAUCGAGCUCGCCAUGGCCAUGAUGCGGUUGGACGCGCGCUACGUGGCCCUGUUCGUGGAGCUCGGGAUGGGGAGCGAGCUGAGGUGCGUGGCGGGGACCACCUCGCAGCUGGAGUGCUUCAACGUCUUCUCCGGGAGCGUCGGGCUCAGCCGCCGCGCAACCAGCGUCCGCUCCCUCGUCACGUCGGCAUUGGAGCUGAUGAACAAGGGCCGGAAUUAA
Molecule: messenger RNA, 2190 nt
Organism: Aegilops tauschii subsp. strangulata
Lineage: Eukaryota; Viridiplantae; Streptophyta; Magnoliopsida; Poales; Poaceae
Source: RefSeq, a predicted model, not a curated record